AUGGUGGAUGGUCUUGAUGACCCAAAGGCAUUGACAUGUAGAGAGGAACUCCUUACUCUCCUUCUGUCACUCCUCCCACUGGUAUGGAAGAUACCUGUUCAAGAAGAAAGGGCAGCAGAUUUUAAUCUACCAUUCUCAGCUGAUAUAAUCCUGGCCAAAGAAAAGAACUCAAGUUCACAAAGAUCUACUCAGGAAAAAUUAUAUUUAGAAGGAAGUGCCCCAUCUGGUCAGGUUUCUGCAAAAGUAAACGUUUUUCGAAAAAGCAGACGACAGCGUAAAAUCACCCAUCGCUAUUCCAUAAGAGAUGCAAGAAAGACGCAGCUCUCCACCUCAGAUUCAGAUGCCAAUUCAGAUGACAAAAGUAUAGCAGUGAAUAAGCAUAAACGGCCCCACCAGCUGCAGCAUUUGGUGACGCAGUCUCCUCAAGAAGACCUCACGGUUAAACCUGACCGCAUGUCAACCAAAGAACAGACCCCUCCUGAUACCAUGGCUUUGGAAAGUUUCCAAGAGAUCAUGCCAAGACAGGAGGCAAACACCGACAUUUUAAGUGAGCCCGCCGCCUUGUCUACUAUGAGUCACAUGCACAAUUCUCCAUUUGACUUGUGUCAUGUUUUGUUAUCUUUGUUAGAGAAAGUUUGUAAGUUCGACAUCACCUUGAAUCAUAAUUCUGCUCUAGCCGCCAGCGUGGUGCCCACACUGACGGAGUUCCUCGCGGGCUUUGGGGACUGCUGUCACCUCAGCGACAGUUUGGAGAGUCCACUGGUGUCUGCAGGAUGGACUGAAGAACCGGUGGCCUUGAUUCAACGAAUGCUUUUUCGAACAGUGUUGCAUCUUAUGUCAGUUGAUAUUAGUACUGCAGAGGUGAUGCCAGAAAGUCUUAGAAAAAAUUUAACUGAGUUGCUUAGAGCAGCUUUAAAAAUUAGAACUUGCCUAGAAAAGCAGCCUGACCNUUUUGCACCAAGACAAAAGAAAACACUACAGGAGGUCGGGGAAGGUUUUGUGUUUUCAAGGCAUCGGCACAGAGCCCUCCUCUUACCCGAGAUUCUGGAAGGAGUGCUGCAGAUCCUCCUCUGCUGUCUUCAGAGUGCAGCUUCCAAUCCCUUCUUCUUCAGCCAAGCCAUGGAUUUGGUUCAAGAAUUCAUUCAGCACCAUGGAUUUCAUUUAUUUGAAACGGCAGUUCUCCAAAUGGAAUGGCUGAUUUUAAGAGAUGGUGUUCCUACCGAGGCCUCAGAACAUUUGAAAGCCCUAAUAAAUAGCGUGAUGAAAAUAAUGAGCGCUGUGAAAAAAGUGAAAUCAGAGCAACUUCAUCAUUCAGUGUGUACACGAAAGAGGCACAGACGGUGUGAAUACUCCCACUUUAUGCACCACCACAGAGACCUCUCGGGCCUUCUGGUUUCAGCUUUUAAAAACCAGGUUUCCAAAAUCCCAUUCGAGGAGACCGCGGACGGCGAGGUUUACUACCCCGAGCGGUGCUGCUGUCUUGCAGUGUGUGCUCACCAGUGCCUGCGCCUCCUGCAGCAGGCCUCGCUGAGCAGCACGUGCGUCCAGAUCCUGUCCGGAGUCCACAACGUCGGGAUAUGCUGUUGUAUGGACCCCAAAUCCAUCAUCAUUCCUUUGCUCCAUGCUUUUCAGUUGCCAGCCCUGAAAAGUUUCCAGCAGCAUAUAUUGAACAUCCUUAACAAACUUAUUUUGGAUCAGCUAGGAGGAGCCGAGAUAUCACACAAAAUUAAAAAAGCAGCUUGCAAUAUUUGUACUGUUGACUCCGAUCAACUAGCUAAGCUAGAAGAAACACUGCAGGGGGAUGCCUGUGACACAGAACCUUCCUCGGGGUUACCCAGUCCUUCUUACAGGUCUCAAGGGAUCCUGCCCAGCAGUGGGGCUGAAGACAUGCUGUGGAGAUGGGAUGCCCUAGAGGCUUAUCAGAAUUUUGUUUUCGAAGGAGACAGAUUACAUAGUGUACAGAUUGCAAAUCACAUUUGCAGUUUAAUCCAGAAAGGCAAUGUAGUUGUUCAGUGGAAAUUGUACAAUUACAUAUUUAACCCUGUGCUCCAAAGAGGGGUUGAGCUGGCCCACCACUGUCAGCACCUCAGCACUCCUUCAGCUCAGAGUCAUGUGUGUGGCCGUCACAGCCAGUGUUUGCCUCAGGAAGUCCUUCAGCUUUAUUUAAAAACGCUGCCUUCCCUGUUUAAAUCAAGGGUAAUAAGAGAUUUGUUUUUAAGUUGUAAUGGAGUAAGUCAAUUAAUUGAAUUAAAUUACUUAGAUGGUAUCCGGAGUCAUUCCCUAAAAGCAUUUGAAACUCUGAUAAUCAGCCUCGGGGAACAGCAGAAAGAUUCUUCAAUUCCAGGUCCUGAUGGGAUAGACGUUGAACAGAAGGAGUCGUCAGCUUUAAAUGCAGGUACUUCUCUGCAUAACCAGCAAAUUUACUCAGAUUCUCCUCAGAGUCUUAGAAAAUUUUAUGCCAGCCUCAAAGAAGCUUAUCCGAAGAAACGGAAAGCAGUUAACCAGGAUGUUCACCUCAACACGAUAAACAUCUUCCUGUGUGUGGCAUUCUUGUGUGUAAGUCAAGAAGCCGAAGUUGAUGGCGAGCCCGCCAACGAUUCCGAAGACACUUCCGGCUACGACAGCACGGCAAGCGAGCCGCUGCACCUCGUACUGCCGUGUCUGCCCCUCGAGAGCCUCGUCUUGCCUUCUCCGGAACACAUGCACCAAGCCGCAGACAUUUGGUCCAUGUGUCGUGGCAUCUACAUGUUGAGUCCAGUUUUCCAGAAACAGUUUUAUAGACUUGGUGGUUUCCGGGUGUGCUAUAAAUUAAUAUUUAUGAUCAUACAGAAACUACUCAGAAGUCAUGAACAGGAGCAAGGGAAAAAAGAAGGAGAGAUACAUGUGAAUGAAAACCAAGAUUUAAUCAGAACGCCUCAACCUGAGCUCAGAAUGAAGGAAGAUGUGUUAUCUUUGACUGUGAAGAGUCCCCCUACACCACCAGAACUGGGUAGCCUAAAGGACAGUGCUGACAGUUUGGGUCAACUGGAGUCACAGCAUAUUGCUUCCAUAAAUGUGGAACAAAUUUCAGCCACCGAAGCUGCUCCUGAGGAAGCAAAGGACCUUACGAGUCGAGAAAGUGAGACCUCACUUCAGAGCAUACGGCUUUUGGAAGCCCUUCUGGCCAUUUGUCUGCAUGGCAGCAGAGCCAGUCAGCAAAAGAUGGAAGUAGAGUUACCUGAUCAGAACUUGUCUGUGGAAAGUAUAUUGUUUGAAAUGAGGGACCAUCUUUCCCGAUCGAAGGUGAUUGAAACAGAAUUGGCAAAGCCUUUAUUUGACGCCCUGCUUCGAGUUGCACUGGGGAACCACUUAGCAGAUUUUGAACACAGUGAUGCUGUGAUUGAGAAGAGUCAUCAAUCUGAAGAAGAACUGUCAUCCCAACCUGGAGAUUUUUCAGAAGAAGCUGAGGAUUCUCAGUGCUGCAAUUUUAAACUUUUGGUUGAAGAAGAAGGUUAUGAAGCAGAUAGUGAAAGCAAUCCUGAGGAUAGUGAAACAUGGGAUGAUGGGGUAGAUGCAAAGCCGGAAGCAGAAGGUUUCAUUGCAUCAAGCAGUCCAAGUGACUUACUUGAAACCCUCACUCCAGGGGAAAUAAUAUAUCCUGAGAUUUGUAUGCUGGAAUUAAAUUUGCUUUCUACUUGUAAAGCCAAACUUGAUGUGAUUGCCCACGUAUUUGAGAGUUUUUUGAAAAUCAUCAGGCAAAAAGAAAAGAAUAUUUUUCUACUCAUACAACAGGGAACUGUGAAAAAUCUUUUAGGAGGGUUCUUGAGUAUUUUAACACAGGCUGAUUCUGAUUUUCAAGCAUGCCAGAGAGUACUGGUGGACCUUUUGGUGUCUUUGAUGAGUUCAAGAACAUGUUCGGAAGAGCUAACCCUUCUUUUGAGAAUAUUUCUGGAGAAAUCUCCUUGUACAGAAAUUCUUCUUCUGGGUAUUCUGAAAAUUGUUGAAAGUGAUAUUACUAUGAGCCCUUCACAAUAUCUAACUUUCCCUUUACUGCAUACUCCAAAUUUAAGCAAUGGCAUUUCAUCACAAAAGUGUCCUGCGAUUCUCAACAGUAAAGCCAUGGGAUUAUUGAAAAGAGCACGAGUUUCACGGAGCAAGAAAGAGGAUGACAGUGACAGUUUUCCCCAGCAGUUGCUUUCCUCUUGGCACGUAGCCCCAGUCCACUUACCAUUGCUGGGACAAAACUGCUGGCCACACCUGUCCGAAGGGUUCAGUGCUUCCCUGUGGUUUAAUGUGGAGUGUGUCCAUGAUGCUGAGAGUAGCACAGAGAAACGAAAGAAGAUCAAGAAAAGAAACAAAGCAUUAAUCUUACGGGAUAGUAGUUUUGAUGGAACAGAGAAUGGCAGGCCAGAAGGUGCAGAGGAUGUAAAUCCUGGUGAGAGACUCCUAGAAGAAGGCUGUAUUCACAUGAUCUCAUUGGGAUCCAAAGCGUUGAUGAUUCAAGUGUGGGCUGAUCCCCACACUGGCACUUUCAUCUUUCGUGUGUGCGUGGAUUCAAAUGAUGAUACGAAAGCUGUUUUACUAGCACAGGCUGAAUCACAAGAGAAUGUGUUCCUCCCAAGCAAAUGGCAACAUUUAGUCCUCACCUACUUACAGCAGCCCCAGGGGAAAAAGACUAUCCGUGGGAGAAUCUCCAUAUGGGUCUCCGGACAGAGGAAACUUGAUGUUACUUUGGAUUUUAUUCCUCCGAGAAAAACAAGUUUGUCAUCUGAUAUCAAUAAAACAUUUUGCAUGAUCGGCCAUUGUUUAUCAUCCCAAGAAGAGUUUUUGCAAUUGGCUGGAAAAUGGGACCUGGGAAAUUUACUCCUCUUCAAUGGAGCUAAGAUUGGUUCACAGGAGGCCUUCUGUCUAUAUGCUUGUGGACCCAACUAUACAUCUAUAAUGCCAUGUAAAUAUGGCAAGCCUAUGACUGACUACUCCAAAUAUAUUAAUAAAGAAAUCCUGCAAUGUGAACAAAUCAGAGAACUUUUUAUGACCAAGAAAGAUGUGGAUGUUGGUCUCUUAAUUGAAAGUCUUUCGGUCGUUUAUACAGUGUCCUGUCCUGCUCAGUACACCAUCUAUGAGCCAGUUAUUAGACUAAAAGGCCAAGUGAAAACCCAACUCUCUCAAAGACCCUUCAGCUCCAAGGAAGUUCAGAGCACUGUAUUGGAACCUCAUCAUCUAAAGAACCUCCGACCUGCUGAAUGUAAAACGAUUCAAGGCAUUCUGCACGAGAUUGGGGGGACUGGGAUAUUUGUUUUUCUUUUUGCCAGGGUUGUGGAACUCAGUAGCUGUGAAGAAACUCAAGCAUUAGCACUGAGAGUUAUACUCUCGUUAAUUAAAUACAAUCAACAGAGAAUACAUGAACUAGAAAAUUGUAAUGGGCUUUCCAUGAUUCAUCAGGUGUUGAUCAAACAAAAAUGCACUGUUGGCUUUCACAUUUUGAAGACCCUUCUUGAAGGUUGCUGUGGUGAAGAUAUUCUUCUUAUCAAUGAGAAUGGAGAGUUUCAGUUGGAUGUAGAGUCUAAUGCCAUUAUCCAAGAUAUUAAGCUGCUCGAGGAGCUAUUGCUUGACUGGAAGAUAUGGAAUAAAGCAGAGCAAGGUGUUUGGGAAACUCUGCUGGCGGCUCUGGAGGUGCUCAUCCGAGCCGAUCACCACCAGCAGAUGCUGAAUAUCAAGCAGUUACUGAAAGCGCGAGUGGUUCAUCACUUUCUGCUGACUUGUCAGGUUUUGCAGGAACACAAAGAGGGGCAGCUUACUUCCAUGCCCCGAGAGGUUUGUAGAUCAUUUGUGAAAAUUAUAGCAGAAGUCCUUGGAUCUCCUCCAGAUUUGGAAUUAUUGACAAUUAUCUUCAAUUUCCUUUUAGCAGUUCACCCUCCUACUAAUACUUACGUUUGUCACAACCCCACAAACUUCUACUUUUCUUUGCACAUAGAUGGCAAGAUCUUCCAGGAGAAGGUAGAGUCUAUCAUGCACCUGAGACAUUCCAGCGGCGGUGGGAAGUCUGUCCCCAGCCCUGGGCUGAUGGUAAUAAGCCCUUCUGCUUUUACCGCUUCACCAUCUGAAGGAAACAAUUCCUCCAGUAUCAUCCCACCAUGGAUGACUGCUAACCUGCGGCGUUCUCGAAGCCUGCCAGCACUUCCUACUUCUCCUCUAAUGCAGCCACAAAAAAUGAUGGCAAGUUCAGGUUGUGGUAUUGACAGGUUACAAAGUACUACAGAUAAUCGUGUUGCUGCCCAGCCAGAGAAACAGAAUCCUCUGGGGAGUUCCGAGACACUGAAAAAAAGCCCAGAGGACCCAGUCAUCAGUAGCUGUGAGUCUGCAAAAGCCAUUGGUGAGAUGGAACCUGGGCUUUUGGGACAAGCCUCUGUGGAUGGUGUCUCCAAGGGGACAUUGGAAUUUCCGCUGUACAAAGGAGAUCAUAAAGAGUUGGGAGCAGAGCUCAGUUUAGAUGAUGACAGCCCUGGGGACGAGUCCUGCCCACGCCGCCCCGAUCACCUGCAGGGACUGGCUUCAUUCCAGAGAAGCCACAGCACUAUUGCAAGCCUCGGGCUGGCUUUUCCUGCACAGAAUGGGUCCGCAGCCCUCGGCCGUUGGCCAACUCUUGUUGAUGGGAACACCGAGGGUUGGGAAAGCUUUGCCCUCCCUCUUGGUUAUGAGCCAAACUACAGCCGAACUACAAUUGCUCUCAGUGUAACCGAAGACUGUUUGGUACCUAUAUGCUGUGGAUUAUAUGAGCUGUUAAGUGGAGUUCUUCUCAUCCUGCCUGACAUUAUGCUUGAAGAUGUGAUGGACAAGCUGAUUCAAGCGGAUAUGCUGUUAGUCCUCGUUAACCACCCAUCACAUGCUAUCCAACAAGGAGUUAUUAAACUAUUAGAUGCAUAUUUUAAUAGAGCAUCUAAGGAACAAAAAGAUAAAUUUCUGAAGAAUCGUGGCUUUUCCUUGCUAGCCAACCAGUUGUAUCUUCAUCGGGGAACUCAGGAGCUGUUAGAAUGCUUCAUAGAAAUGUUCUUUGGUCGACAUAUUGGCCUUGAUGAAGAAUUUGAUCUGGAAGAUGUGAAAAGCAUGGGACUUUUUCAGAAGUGGUCUGUCAUUCCUAUCCUGGGACUAAUAGAGACCUCUCUGUAUGACAACAUGCUCUUGCAUAAUUCUCUUUUAUUUCUUCUCCAAAUAUUAAAUUCUUGUUCUAAGGUAGCAGAUAUGUUGUUGGAUAAUGGUCUUCUCUACGUGUUAUGUAAUACAGUGGCAGCCCUGAAUGGAUUAGAAAAGAACAUUCCUUUGAAUGAAUACAAAUUGCUUGCUUGCGAUGUACAGCAGCUUUUCAUAGCAGUUACAAUUCACGCAUGCAGCUCCUCAGGCACACAGUAUUUCAGAGUCAUUGAAGACCUCAUUGUACUGCUUGGAUAUCUUCAAAAUAGCAAAAACAAGAGGACACAAAAUAUGGCUGUUGCACUACAGUUCAAAGUUCUCCAGGCUGCUAUGGAAUUUAUAAGGACCACUGCAAAUCAUGACUCUGAAAACCUUACAAAUUCAUUCCAGUUACCCUCUGCUCCCCAUCAUACAGUAUUUCAAAAGAGGAAGAGCAUUGCUGGUCCCUGGUGGACUCUACCAUCAGCCUGUGCCUGGGCCACACAGGCGCCUUCCUGCUGCUCUCUGUGCUCUGUGACGUCUGUAACAGGCUGUCCUCACUCUCUGCAGAUAACUAACUAUUUCCUUUUCACUAGUUCAAGUAAAACCAGUGGUUCCAAGCAGCAGUGGACUAAGAUCUUAUGGUCGUGUAAGGAAACCUUCCGAAUGCAACUGGGGAGACUACUGGUGCAUAUUUUGUCACCAGCCCACCCUUCACAAGAGAGAAAGCAAAUUUUCGAAAUAGUUCGUGAACCAAAUCAUCAGGAAAUACUACGAGACUGUCUUAGCCAAAAUCUGCAAAUCCUAGAGCUCAUUCCACUGCAAUACGCAGAGAUCCGCUCCUGCCUUUUUCCAGCCACCUACAAGCUUCUCUUUCAGCGUCUUGAUUCAAAAUCAAAGGAUAUAUCAAAAGUAGCAGCAGAUAUCACCCAGGCAGUGUCUCUCGCCCAAGGAAUUGAGAGAAAAAAGGUGAUCCAGCAUAUCAGAGGAAUGUAUAAAGUAGAUCUGAGUGCCAGCCGACACUGGCAGGAACUUAUUCAGCAGCUGACACACGAUCGAGCAGUGUGGUAUGACCCCAUCUACUAUCCAACUUCAUGGCAGCUGGAUCCAACCGAAGGGCCAGAUCGCGAGAGGAGGCGUUUACAGAGGUGUUACUUAACUAUUCCAAACAAGUAUCUCCUGCGGGACAGACAGAAAUCAGAAGACUUGGUCAAACCACCACUCUCUUAUCUCUUUGAAGACAAAACUCAUUCUUCUUUCUCUUCUACUGUAAAAGACAAAGCUGCAAGUGAGUCUAUAAGAGUGAAUCGGAGAUGUAUCAGCGUUGCACCAUCUAGAGAGACAGCUGGUGAAUUGUUGUUAGGUAAAUGUGGAAUGUAUUUUGUGGAAGAUAAUGCUUCUGAUGCAGUUGAAAGUUCGAGCCUUCAGGGAGACUUGGAACCAGCAUCAUUUUCCUGGACAUAUGAAGAAAUCAAAGAAGUUCACAAGCGUUGGUGGCAGCUGAGAGAUAAUGCCGUGGAAAUCUUUUUAACAAAUGGCAGAACUCUCCUGUUAGCAUUUGAUAACACCAAGGUUCGUGAUGAUGUGUACCACAGUAUACUAACAAAUAACCUCCCCAACCUUCUGGAAUACGGCAACAUCACCGCUCUGACAAAUCUGUGGUAUACUGGGCAAAUUACUAAUUUUGAAUAUUUGACUCACUUAAACAAACAUGCCGGCCGGUCCUUCAAUGACCUCAUGCAGUACCCCGUGUUCCCGUUCGUCCUGGCCGACUAUGUCAGUGAGACCCUCGACCUAGGCGAUCCGGCCAUAUACAGCAUGGAGAAUGGUGUCGCAGGUGGUAGGGAGGAUGGAAAAGAAGACGAGGGAGGCUUUUCCGACUUUGCUUGGAGCUCACCGCCAUGCAUUGUGUCAUUCCAUUUCCUUCAGUACCUGGAGGAGGAGUACCGCAAGGGAGCCAGGGAGGACGACCCCCUGCCCCCCGUGCAGCCCUACCACUACGGCUCCCACUACUCCAACAGCGGCACCGUGCUUCACUUCCUGGUCAGGAUGCCUCCCUUCACGAAGAUGUUUUUAGCCUAUCAAGGCUUUGAUUUCGGUGUGCGGCAGAAUGGUGAACGGGUUAAUCACGUCAAUCUCCCGCCUUGGGCCCGGAACGACCCUCGUCUUUUUAUCCUCAUUCAUCGACAGGCUCUAGAGUCUGAGCACGUGUCCCAGAAUAUCUGUCAGUGGAUUGACUUGGUGUUCGGAUAUAAGCAAAAAGGGAAGGCUUCCGUUCAAGCCAUCAAUGUUUUUCAUCCUGCUACAUACUUUGGAAUGGAUGUCUCUGCAGUUGAAGAUCCUGUCCAGAGACGAGCUCUAGAAACCAUGAUCAAAACCUACGGCCAGACCCCUCGUCAGCUGUUCCAGUCGGCCCACGUGAGCAGACCUGGCUCCAAGCUCAACAUCGAAGGAGAGCUCCCUGCUGCCGUGGGACUAUUAGUGCAGUUCGCUUUCCGGGAAACCCGAGAGCAGGCCAAAGAAGUUGUCUAUCCGAGUCCUUUGUCGUGGAUAAAAGGCUUGAAGUGGGGGGAGUACGUAGGCUCCCCGAGUGCUCCAGUGCCUGUGGUCUGCUUCAGCCAGCCCCAUGGGGAAAGCUUUGGUUCUCUCCAGGCCCUGCCCACCAGAGCGAUCUGCGGUUUGUCCCGAAAUUUCUGUCUUCUGAUGACAUACAGCAAAGAACAAGGUGUGCGAAGCAUGAACAGCACUGACAUCCAGUGGUCGGCCAUCCUGAGCUGGGGAUAUGCCGAUAACAUUCUCCGACUGAAGAGUAAACAGAGCGAGCCUCCUAUCAACUUCAUACAGAGUUCACAACAGUAUCAGGUGACUAGCUGUGCGUGGGUCCCUGACAGUUGCCAGCUGUUUACUGGGAGCAAAUGCGGUGUCAUCACAGCCUAUACAAACAGGUUUACAAGCAGCACGUCUUCAGAGAUAGAAAUGGAAUCUCAGGUCCAUCUCUAUGGGCACACGGAAGAGAUCACCAGCUUGUUUGUCUGCAAACCAUACAGUGUAAUGAUAAGUGUGAGCAGAGAUGGAACCUGCAUCAUAUGGGACUUAAACAGGUUAUGGAGUACGUGGGACCUAAAGCCGGUGCGGGAAAUCACAUUUCCCAAAUCAAACAAGCCCAUUGUCAGCCACAGGAGCGUGCCUGACAAGACUGAUAAACAACCAGUUACCUUCCGCUCCAUUAACAAGUUUGACUUUCAAAACUCAAUGGGAUGUGGUUUUGGCGUUUCAGCUGGCGGAGGCAGUGACCUCAGGCUCUGGACAGUGAACGGAGACCUCGUGGGACAUGUCCACUGCAGAGAGAUCAUUUGCUCUGUUGCUUUCUCGAACCAGCCGGAGGGAGUAUCCAUCAAUGUGAUUGCUGGGGGACUAGAAAACGGAAUUGUGAGGUUAUGGAGUACGUGGGACCUAAAGCCGGUGCGGGAAAUCACAUUUCCCAAAUCAAACAAGCCCAUUGUCAGGUAAACGCCUCUCCCAUCUUUAUAGUAUACUCUGUGAUGUAUUUUUGUUAGAGAGACAUGAAGGCACACAGACCUAAAGAAAUACGUGAUCAGAGUCACUGUCCACAGCUGAUGUUUAUCUAACACUAGGCUGUCCAACCCAGUGGCCAAAGGAGGCCAGUUCUUGUCUCUCUGGAGCUUAAAUCCUGAGUCUGGAGCUGAGUCUAACAGACAGGCAUGCUGGGAAACUCCCUGGAGAGGGCCUCUUCAUUAGAGAAGCAAUAUUUUUUCUUGUCUUUAUUGAAAAUACCAAUGGUGAUUGAUAGCCACAGGAGCGUGCCUGACAAGACUGAUAAACAACCAGUUACCUUCCGCUCCAUUAACAAGUUUGACUUUCAAAACUCAAUGGGAUGUAAGUGAUUCAAAUUCUACAUUUAUUUUCAAUG
Messenger RNA from Hipposideros armiger (great roundleaf bat), 11077 nucleotides. RefSeq names its product lysosomal trafficking regulator (gene LYST). Gene Ontology annotation, molecular function: protein binding. The transcript has 49 exons. Bases 1 to 10656 code for a protein of 3551 amino acids. Lineage: Eukaryota; Metazoa; Chordata; Mammalia; Chiroptera; Hipposideridae. The record is from RefSeq and is a predicted model, not a curated record.